UAUUCCUGCACUGUAUACCAUCCACGAGACCCCACCUGGACGACCCCCCCUCAAUCAGCGAGGGCUGGGGGGGACGCAUCACUGACUAUCAGAUAUCGGCUAGUGGCAUGGCAAUAUGCACAUAUCAGUUUUAAGUUUAUAGUUGCCUAUAUAAUAGCUUCAUGGAUUACAAACAGCCAUUAUUGCUGCACGUGUUUUGACUCACAUGCAGAACUUCAGUGAGCUGGUCAAGGAGAAAUCACUGGCCCCUACUCCAGUGGACAAGACAAAGAUACCCAAGGUCUACCCGGAGCAGAUUGCUCUGAGCAAGUUGGAACACGCCACUCGUCACUGGCCCAUGGUCUACGCAGACACACUCAUCUACACACUCACACAGGAGCUGGACUGUCUACUGGCUCUAAUCAAACAAGAGACCAUGUCAGACCCACAGCUGGAGCAAUUAAUGCAGACAGGUGAUCACUCAGCUGUAUGAGAAAGAGAAAGCCAACGAGCCGCUGUCAAUACCGACUGGUGGCAGGAACAAAGGGGUUAAGAGAGAUGAACAGUAUCGUAGUCUGUGGUCGGAGCUAGAGGACUUGGCACACAUGUACAGCUCCAACUCUGAGAGGCAUCGUCACUUGCUAGAGUUCCUCCUUCAGAUGACCUCCCGUUGUCCGAGCAUGCAGCUGCCCAGGAAAACACCUCCCGUCAAGACAGAAUGGCAGUACAGCCACUGAGAGUUCUUCAAAUUGGAGGGAUGUGGAAAAGUGAUCACUCAUUAUAUGAGAAAGAGAAAGCCAACGAGCCACUGUCAAUACCGACUGGUGGCAGGAACAAAGGGGUUAAGAGAGAUGAACAGUAUCGCAGUCUGUGGUCGGAGCUAGAGGACUUGGCACAUAUGUACAGCUCCAACUCUGAGAGGCAUCGUCACUUGCUAGAGUUCCUCCUUCAGAUGACCUCCCGUUGUCCAAGCAUGCAGCUGCCCAGGAAAACACCUCCCAUCAAGACAGAAAAUGGCAGUACAGCCACUGAGAGUUCUUUAAAUUGGAGGGAUGUCGAAAAGCACUCCAACGAUAGAGGUGGAAGGUCAGUCAAUGGCUCAGACUAUAAGUGGAACAUGAGGACACAGGAAGGUCACAGACCACACCCACUGGUGGACGGAGGACUGCCCACACUCGCUAAACCUGGAGACUCGUUACUGUCAAUGUGGACAAACAGGAAACGUGUCGCAGCUGAUGGCUGUCAUCAAGAGUUUGCCAGCCGUAGCUAUGGUGAAUCAAAGAUUGAGCUUUACAAGAACUUGAGAACUAGCAAUGUUGCACCAUUACUAGAUCAUGAAUGAACAAACACUCUACAUCUGUGUGUUGUGCAUUUGCUGUUGUUGUUGUGGAGAUAAAUUUAUUGACAAUGAACCAAAAUCCAUAAACUAGCGUGCAU
Halichondria panicea is the source of this 1416-nucleotide messenger RNA. Its product is annotated as integrator complex subunit 13-like. Gene Ontology annotation, biological process: regulation of mitotic cell cycle; centrosome localization. NCBI's taxonomy places the organism in Eukaryota, Metazoa, Porifera, Demospongiae, Suberitida, Halichondriidae. The transcript is spliced from 11 exons. Gene Ontology annotation, cellular component: integrator complex. Bases 698 to 1321 code for a protein of 207 amino acids. The record is from RefSeq and is a predicted model, not a curated record.